Cylindrotheca closterium is the source of this 2616-nucleotide messenger RNA. The record is from the annotation of a GenBank genome assembly. NCBI's taxonomy places the organism in Eukaryota, Bacillariophyta, Bacillariophyceae, Bacillariales, Bacillariaceae.
AUGGCUCAAGUACAAUUCCCUGAUCUUCUGCAAUCGCAAGACAUGACUUUUGCGGAUGAAUUUCAGAUGGACGGCAAUGGAAUCGACCCACCCGCUCCAGCACCCCAAGACCACAUUACCGUGUUUGUCUCAGGACAAACCUUUUACAUGCUCCCUGAACUCUUUGACCAAGUACGAUGCCUACCAUGGUAUCAAGUUGGAGGUCUCUACCAUUUGGACGCCGAAGCCGACCUCUUUGAAGUGAUUCUUCAGUUUUACUUGUCAGGUGCAUUGCCAUCGAAAGCCCUACUCAAGAAACGCCGAGAAUCCCUCUACCAAUUGACGGCUCUGUUGCAGAAUGCCACUGAAUUGAAGAUGUACAUUCAAAGCGGCAAGAAGACAAAGUCUUCUUCUUGCUCCACAUUGCCAUCCAAGCGUGGACUGUCACUUCUCAAAAUGAAGAACAAGGCGAAUAUUCCACCAGCACCACCAGCCGUGGAGAAGAAGCAAUCCAAGAGUUUCUUUUCCUUCAAGAGCAAGAAGCAAUCCAAGCCCUUUGAUGAUUUGGACGAUACUCAGUCUAUUACAUCUGGUGCCUUGUCUCAGGUGACGGCUGCCACUGCUGCCACUCAGGCCAGUACUGGUACCACCAUGUCGGAAAAGGAAAACCCCAAGAAGCGUCAAAAGGGAUCCAAUGGAUGGAACAUUAUGAAUCGACCCAAACUUCUUGAAUUUUCAAAAAACUGUCAAGCCAUCACGAUUUACUAUUUUGUAUGGCAGCUGGCGGAUGAGAAUGCCAUUAUGGGGUGGUUCGAUGAUGAUGACGACGACGAGGAGGAAGAACAAGACCGCAAAUCCAAGACAUCGUAUCUAGCAGGAAAUGAUGAUAAUGGUGAAGAUGAAGUGGAUCCAUUAGAUGCGUACAUGCAAGACAUCAAUACCAAAGCCAAACAUGAUCAAGAAACCGCCGGUCAGACCACCCAAAGUGAACGUUUGGAUGUGGAAAAUGAAGAGGAAGCCACUAGCCAUUGGCAAGAACCAUCUGCAUCGGCGUUGACUGAGGAUGCGGCUGCUACAGAAGCUGCCAUGGAAGCUAAGGCAGCCAUGGAAGCCACCUUUGAAAAGGCAUUGGAUGGCAAACAAAGUCGUCAAGUGGAUAUUCAACUGACCAAAGUGAAGCAUUCUUCUGUGGAAUAUCCCGAUUUUAACAAGGCGAUAAUACCUUCAGAAAAUGACUCGUCGAAUGCAGCAGGAGAUAUGUGGCGUCGAGAGAAUAGCAUUACUUGCAACCCUCCAAUGGAUCCGAUCUACGAUUUUGCCGAAUUGAGAGAUGUGGUUCCGGAUCCUAUCAUGGAAUGGAUUCGGAGCAAUGGGUAUCAGAAUCCAACGCUAGUACAGUCUCAAACCUUGGGAGUUGCCUUGAGGGGAAAGGACGCCAUCAUAACGUCACAUACCGGAUCCGGAAAGACCUUGGCCUAUCUUUGGCCAUUGGUGGCUCAUUUGAAGGAAAACAAUCGAAAGUGCCGGGCUCUAGUGUUGGUGCCAACCAGAGAACUGGCAGCACAAGUAGAAAAGGUGGCGAAGUCAAUGUUUCGAGAUCUGCAUCAUUAUUCAGCAUUGGCGAUUACCGGCGGUAACAUGGGACGGUAUCAACUAUCGCAGGCUCUCAUCAGGAACAAGCCGCAUUUGGUGGUGGCAACGCCGGGUCGGCUUCUCGACGUCUUGAGUGCACAACAAAAGAAUAAGCAGAAUUGGCUGCUCCAAGAUAUUUCCUUUUUGGUGCUGGAUGAGGCGGACAAGAUGCUCCAACUGGGAUUUGCACCUCAAGUAUCUCAAGUCUUGGAUAAUCUUCGACCCGACCGACAAUCUCUCCUGACAUCGGCGACACUGACAAAAAAACUGGAACGAAUGUGUCGGGAAUGGAUGGACGAUCCUAUUCGGAUAUCGGUCGGCCGGACGGGCCAAUCCUCCGAACAUGUGGAGCAACAUGUCAUGUGUUUGCCAGAUGCACAAGCCAAGGAGGCAUUCUUGAAGGAGAUGCUGCCAACGUUUUGUGAUGUGGGGCGCACGCUGGUAUUUUGUGCAACUCGAGAAGGCUGCGAAGCCUUGGGGCAAAAAUUGCAGGCCGUUGUGCCAACCGUGACACUGCAUGGAGACAAACAUGGCCAUGACCGCAAGGCAGCACUCAAAGCAUUCACCAAGGGACAAGUCAAGCUGUUGGUGGCCACCGAUCUUGCCGGGCGCGGAUUGGAUGUCCCUCAGGUUGGUACUGUUAUCAACUUUGAACCUGCCAAGAACUGGGAUACCCAUGUCCACCGGAUAGGAAGGGCUGGGCGAUUGUCCACCAAGGAACAACAGUCGGGAUCUGCCUACACUUUGCUUCUCCCUUCGAAUGCCGAUUUUGCGUACACUUUGGUGCAGGAAUUUACGCGAGAGAAGCGACCUGUUGGGGAUGAUUUGCGAUCUCUAGCGAAUCGGUCUCGUACGAACAAGUCUCAAAAGAGAGGUGAAACUGGAGGUCUUCCUGAUGGGUCCCAUCGAAAUCUCAAGGAUAAAUCUGGAUUAGGUUAUUAUGGUCCAUCUGGUCCUGUGGCUGAUAGUGGUGUGCCUCCUCCAAAGCGAAGUCGCUGGUCGUGA